Molecule: messenger RNA, 1746 nt
Organism: Erinaceus europaeus (western European hedgehog)
Lineage: Eukaryota; Metazoa; Chordata; Mammalia; Eulipotyphla; Erinaceidae
Product: solute carrier family 22 member 20
Exons: 10
Coding region: 12-1682 (556 amino acids)
Biological process (GO): transmembrane transport
Cellular component (GO): membrane
Molecular function (GO): transmembrane transporter activity
Source: RefSeq, a predicted model, not a curated record
GCGGCUGGGCCAUGGCCUUCGCGGAGCUGCUGGACGCGCUGGGCGGCGUGGGGCGCUUCCAGCGGCUGUUCACGGCCGCGCUGCUGCUGCCCUGCGGGCUGCUGGCCUGCCACACCUUCCUGCAGACCUUCACGGCGGCGGGCGCGCCCCACCACUGCCGGGCCGCCCCCAACCUCACGGCGCCCCCCGCCAACCUGUCGGGGGCCUGGCUGCGGGCCACGGUGCCCCUGGACGCGCGGGGGGCGCCCGAGCCCUGCCGGCGCUACACGGAGCCCCAGUGGGCGCUGCUGCUGCACCCCAACGCCUCUGCGCCCGGGGCGCCCACCGAGCCCUGCGGGGACGGCUGGGUGCACGAGCGCCGCGAGUUCCCGUCCACCAUCGUCACCGAGUGGGACCUGGUGUGCGAGGCCCGCAGCCUCCGCGACCUGGCGCAGUCCGUCUACAUGGCCGGGGUGCUGCUGGGCGCCGCCGUGUUCGGGGGCCUGGCCGACAGGCUGGGCCGCAAGGCGCCGCUGGUGUGGUCGUACCUGCAGCUGGCGGUGUCUGGGGUGGCCGCGGCCUACUUGAGCUCCUUCGCCGCCUACUGUGCCUGCCGCUUCCUCAUGGGCAUGACGUUCUCUGGCAUCAUCCUCAACUCACUCUCCCUGGUGGUGGAGUGGAUGCCCACACGGGGCCGCACGGUGGCGGGCAUCCUGCUGGGCUACUCCUUCACGCUGGGGCAGCUGGUCCUGGCGGGCCUGGCCUACCUGAUCCGGCCCUGGCGCUGGCUGCAGUUCGCCGUCUCCGUCCCCUUCCUCGUCUUUUUUCUCUACUCGUGGUGGCUGCCCGAAUCCUCCCGGUGGCUCCUCCUUCAGGGCAAGUCGCAGCUGGCGCUACAGAACCUUCGGAAGGUGGCCGCCAUGAAUGGGAGGAAGGAGGAGGGCGAGCGGCUGACAACGGAGGUGGUACGCUCCUACAUCCAGAGUGAAUUCACCAGCGUGCGUACCUCCAGCUCGCUGUGGGAUCUCUUCCGGACCCCUGCCAUCCGCAAGGUCACGUGCUGCCUUAUGGUGGUCUGGUUCUCCAACUCCCUGGCGUACUAUGGGCUGGCCAUGGACCUGCAGAAGUUUGGCUUUAGCAUCUACCUGGUGCAGGUGCUGUUCGGGGCGAUAGACAUCCCGGCCAUGCUGGUGGCCACCUUCACCAUGAUCUACGUGGGCCGCCGUGCCACGGUGGCCUCCUUCCUCAUCCUGGCCGGUCUCAUGGUCAUCUCCAAUAUGUUCGUGCCCGAGGACAUGCAAACCCUGCGCACGGCCCAGGCAGCUCUGGGCAAAGGCUGCCUGGCCAGCUCCUUCAUUUCUGUGUACCUGUUCACGGGGGAGCUGUACCCCACGGAGAUCAGGCAGAUGGGGAUGGGCUUCACCUCCGUCAAUGCCCGCCUCGGGGGGCUAGCGGCACCCCUGCUCAGCACGCUUGGGGAGUUCAACGCCAUCCUGCCGCCCGUGGGUUUUGGGGCCACCUCCAUCCUGGCCGGCCUGGCCAUCUGCUUCCUGACGGAGACCCUCAACAUGCCCCUGGUAGAGACCAUCGAGGCGAUGGAGAGGAGAGCCAGAGAAGGCCUUUCCACCAAGGAGGCCGAGGACAAGAGUGAAGAGAUCUCUCUCCAGCAGCUGGGCGCCUCUCCCCUCAAAGAGACCAUCUGAGCCUCAGGGGGCUUCAAAGUGUGGCUCCAGCCCCUCCUGCACCCGAGACCCUGGGUGGGGGAGU